This is a messenger RNA of Cheilinus undulatus (humphead wrasse), 704 nucleotides long. It is a transcript of the gene fabp2, whose product is annotated as fatty acid binding protein 2, intestinal. Gene Ontology annotation, biological process: fatty acid transport. The coding region runs from base 122 to 520 and encodes 132 amino acids. The transcript has 4 exons. Gene Ontology annotation, molecular function: fatty acid binding. Gene Ontology annotation, cellular component: cytosol; nucleus. The record is from RefSeq and is a predicted model, not a curated record. NCBI's taxonomy places the organism in Eukaryota, Metazoa, Chordata, Actinopteri, Labriformes, Labridae.
CCGCCACAUCAGCGUUCAGAUGGAUAAAGAGAUAAGAAGGGUGCAUGGUUUAAAAGGAGUGUCAGACUUUGAGUAAGUCACUCCUCGCUGUAGAGUCGUCCUGUUCUCCCUCACUGCAACCAUGACCUUCAACGGCACCUGGAAAAUUGAUCGCAAUGACAACUAUGAGAAAUUCAUGGAACAAAUGGGAAUUAACAUGGUGAAGAGGAAGCUGGCUGCUCAUGACAACCUCAAGAUAACCCUUGAACAGACUGGAGACAAGUUUCAUGUCAAGGAGAGCAGCAAUUUCCGUACCCUGGAAUUAGACUUCACCCUGGGGGUCACCUUUGAUUACAGCCUCGCUGAUGGAACAGAACUAUCCGGCUCAUGGGUUAUGGAGGGAGACAUGUUGAAGGGGAUUUUCACCAGAAAGGAUAACGGAAAGCAACUGGUAACAACAAGAAUCGUCCAAGGAGAUGAACUCAUUCAGAGCUACAACUAUGAAGGUGUGGAUGCAAAGAGGAUUUUCAAGAGGGGUUAGACUGAACAGAUCAGUUUGCACUGUUGGACUUCAGGAUUACAUUCAGUAUUUUGUUGGAUUGUCAGCUACUUAAACCAGUUUAACUUUUAAGAUGUGCACUAUUUGAACUGCCUGUACGGUUUAUGAACCAGUUUUGAAAAGCACAGGAUUUUGAUAUCUGCAGUAAUAAAGACAUAAUGUAAAA